Coprinopsis cinerea okayama7#130 is the source of this 2541-nucleotide messenger RNA. Its product is annotated as other/FunK1 protein kinase. The record is from RefSeq and is a predicted model, not a curated record. The coding region runs from base 1 to 2541 and encodes 846 amino acids. NCBI's taxonomy places the organism in Eukaryota, Fungi, Basidiomycota, Agaricomycetes, Agaricales, Psathyrellaceae. The transcript is spliced from 7 exons.
AUGUUCACCGUCAAGACGGUGGACCUUCGCCCUGAAAUUGGCGACGCUAUGAAUUCCGAGAUGUUUAUGUGCGAAGUCGAUUAUUUCAUGGCACAUUAUCUUCCCGCAUACGACAAAGAAACUGCUCAGGCAGUAAUCGCCUUCUUGAAAAGCGAAGGUGUUCUCAAGGCCUGCAGCGAUGUUCCCAGUCACUCGGAUGUCAGUCCCGAGCUCAACCUUAACAGCCAACCGGAGACAGUCCCCUAUUCGCACAUCUUUGCCUCGUUUCAUGAACCACGCAAGAUUAAGCAGGUUCAAGAUUCCAGCAUCGCCCAGCUCCGAACCCCACCUAAGACUGACGAAAAGGCCGCGUUCGACCCCCUAGGACGCAUUUGCAACAAGGUUCGCCAGGGCCUUCGAAAUGUCAAGGGGGCCAGACCGAAUAAUUACUGGGUUCGAAUGUGCCCCGACACGCGCCUCCAGUCUGCCUUCAAGCCGUGUAAUCAUCGUAUCGACGCGUGCUUGACUAAAAACAGAUUUAAGAAAGACCCACUGCACAUCACCGACAUCAUCAUCGCAUUCGAAUUCAAACUGUCUAGGCUGCUAGACGAUAUCUUUGGGAACCGACAACAGCUAGCUUCUCACGUCAAUCAUACUAUGAAUGAAGAUCCUCGUCGCAAGUUCAUGUAUGGUAUCACCAUCGAGAACUCGCAAGUCUCCCUGUGGUACUUCUCUCGAUCACAUUCCAUCAAAGCGCGAUCGUUCGAUAUAAUCGAGUACCCCGAAUUAUUCGUUGAAGUGAUGGUGUCAUUCUUCUGCGCCACAGACGAGCAGCUUGGAUUCGACCCAUUGGUUACGUUCGUGCGCGGCCGAGAAUACAUCUAUAAGUUUCCGGCCAACGAGAGCCGGCUUCAACCGGCCUAUUACCUCACUGUUGAACCCAUCUUUGAGUACCGUUCUCUCUGCCUCACAGGACGAUCUACUCUUGAGGGAACAAAAGAGAUGGUCAUGAAAGAGGUCGCGUUAGGCUUGGGAAUGCCCACAGAGGCAGAUAUACAGAAGUCGCUCUUCUCCGAUCUCGAAGCGUUCAGAGAGUCUCCCUGGCGCCAGAGCCCACUUGUUUCAGACCUCAAGGAAGGUCUAGUGGCUCGACUCGGACGUGCUUUGGAAGGCGAUAACUUCAAGAGGUUUUUUUCCUGUGUCGUCGACCACCAUGUUGGAGACUUCAACCGUGCUCUCUGCUCCAAGGCGUGGGCUGCUCCUGACACUUUUCCGACCGCUAAGCCCAAGCAGAAUGGUAUAUACAAGACCGUCCAUGGCCCACCAAUGGCCUUGACACUUGAAGGAACAUUUCCCCCAACUCACCAGUGUUGGCUCUUGUUCGACGAUAUUUGCACCCCUCUUCACGACAUUCCCAAACUGGGGGAAGCCAUGGAAAUCCUCAGCCAGGCUAGUAUGGGUCUUCUACUCAUGUUCUGCGCCGGCUGGGUACAUCGAGAUGUCAGUGCGGGUAAUAUUCUUGCCUUCCGUGCCACACCCGACGAACCAUGGCAAGCCAAGCUUUCCGACCUUGAAUAUGCCAAGAAGUUCCCUCACCAAGGACUCACCGGCGCUGAACCCAAGACAGGAACACCGUUUUAUAUGCCCUGCGAGAUCCAAUGUCAGAAAUACAUGGUCCUGGCAGCUCAACCGGGCAGACUCGAAGGCGGCGCCAAAGUACCUGCAAACAAUCUACGCGGCUUGCCCAUCCUCCACACUUUCCAACAUGAUUUCGAGUCGGCUUGGUGGAUCACCCUCUGGCUUUGUAGUGCCAGAGUCAACCAAGAUGAUCUUCCAAAGAACUUUGCAGGCGAAAUGUUUCUCCAAGACACGAGCGUGAAUCACGGGAAGACUCGCAUGCGCGUUUUGGACGAGUCCCUGGCAGACAAUGAAGAUCUCAUGGACUCACUUCCACCAUCCUUGCAAACGGACGGUGGCUUCCUGGAGAAGCUCGACAUUUUGCGAUCCAACCUCAGCUCCGAAUUUAAGCGACGAAACAUGGCGCGAGCACAUGAUGAUAUUGGCAGCUACUCGUGGAUCAUAGGCAACUUCAUGACUUUCUUCGAUGAAAUUUCGUACUCGCGUGAUCAAUGGAGCUCGAUCAAAUUGUUGGUAGAGAAGGACUUACCAAAGAGAUCAGAGUCCUCCGACGAGGCACGCGAUGAUCUGCCCGUUGAUGUAACUGGCCAAGAGAGAGCUGCAGGAGAACAGCAACAUCAGAACAACGCCAAUGUCCAGGUAAAAAAAGAGAAAGAUGAUCAUGAUCACAGUGCUGCCGUUGCGACCGUCAAUGAACUGGAGAAGAAGAUCACGCGAUCCAGGAAACGUAAAGCGCCGGAGGACAUUAGGGAAGGACAGAAUGAUACUAACCAUGAUGGUGGGGUUGAAGUUCCAGUGCCAUCCAAGAAGGCUCGCGUCAAGGCAAAGUGGAAGAUGCCCACACCUUGCGGUGAGGGUGGACGAGUGACGAGGUCCAUGACGCGUAACUCAGCGGGAGUGGGGGGACCAUCAACAGGGGUUUAA